This is a messenger RNA of Cryphonectria parasitica EP155, 2664 nucleotides long. RefSeq lists its product as uncharacterized. Lineage: Eukaryota; Fungi; Ascomycota; Sordariomycetes; Diaporthales; Cryphonectriaceae. The record is from RefSeq and is a predicted model, not a curated record. The transcript has 2 exons. Gene Ontology annotation, biological process: regulation of DNA-templated transcription. Bases 1 to 2664 code for a protein of 887 amino acids. Gene Ontology annotation, molecular function: DNA-binding transcription factor activity, RNA polymerase II-specific; zinc ion binding.
AUGACCGUCCCACUACCAACUCCGUCGAACCCCAAGUCUGAUGCGGCUGCUGUGCGCAAGCGGAGGAGACGUGCGCCUGCAGGUGGUGCUGCGGAUGAUUGCUUUACCUGUACCAAGAGGGGCGUCAAGUGUGACCGCAGGAGGCCCUACUGCUCGCAGUGCUUGGAAGUCGGAAACGAGUGCUCCGGAUACAAGACCCAGCUGACCUGGGGCGUGGGUGUGGCCAGUCGUGGGAAGCUCCGCGGCCUCUCGCUACCGAUCGCCAAGUCGCCCCCGGUCAAUCCUGUCAAGAAGAGCUCCCCCAGGGCGCGGGCGAACUCGAGCAUUACCAGCAGCACCGCAGGACAUGGACAUGCGGCGAGCGCUGGCCACUGGCACGAGCAACAAGAGUCUCUCUCGCCCCAGAGUGUCCGCAGCGACAUAGACGGGCCUGUGGAGCACCACCGCUAUGCUACUUCCAUGCCUGCCACUCCGUUUCACGGUCUCGAUCUCUCCAAGAUCACACACGCAGAGCCUACGCCUCCUAUGCCAGCGGUCCCCAGCCACUGGCACGGCGUGCCCUACGCGACCAGCCUGCCAGGGGAAGGUCUUCGCUUCCCCAAGCUGGGCCCAAUCCUCGUCCACGGACCUCCUGAGCCGCUCGCCUCGUCCAUCGAGUCGCUGAGUGAUGCAGACUACCUGUCACCGCUGAGCAACACCUUCUCGAGGGAUGAUCUGCCCUUCGUCACCAGCCCCACGCACAUCUACGCUGAGAGCUACAACAGCGCCAACUCGCCCGUGCCCCAGAGCCCGGUAUCAUCCAUGAUGAUGGACCACGGCCGCGCGCCCACCUCGUGCCCCAGCCUGGUGUACGCGCCCUCUGAGCCCAGCUCGAGCAUCCACUCUCACAUGGACGGCUUUGAAGCCCACUUGAACACCCGCCUGAUGGAUUACGAACCACUUGCAACUCCUGGUUUGGACGCCUACAGCACAAGCGCCCAAUCUGAGAGGCACUUUUGGGCUUCGCCGGAAGAGGACAAGGUUUCGCCCCGUGGUAGUGGUGGCCUCCCAGAGCACUCACUUCCCUGGUCGUCGGUCAUGGAUCAACAGCCGGUGCUACCGGUCAACCAGGAUCUGAUCGCCAAAAUCCCUUUCUUUAUGGACUAUUAUGAAAAUACCAUGUGCCCAGGGAUGGUGUUCAUCGAUGGGCCGCACAAUCCUUUCAGGGAACAUAUCAUCGCCCUUGCCACAGGCAGCCGGAGCCUGCAGCAUGCCAUCUGUGCGCUUGCUGCAUGCAAUCUACGGAUGAAGAGGAAGCUGAGCCUGGCGCACGGCCAGGAUGAGAAGGAUGUCCACAACAGCAACAACAACAACAAUAACAAUAACAACAUGUCUCCACAGGCAGCGGAGAUUCAGAGCGACGACAGGACGCUCUCGGAGGAAUACCAGCACCGCAAUCUCGCUGUCAACCUGCUCAACGAGCAGCUGAACGACCCGACCAAGGCACGGGGCGAUGCCGUUCUCGCCACGAUCCUGCUCCUUUGCCACUACCGGAUGGCGGAGUCUGGGAUUGCCAAGUUCCAUACCCAGUUCGCCGGUGUGAAGAAGAUUCUAGGCAUGAGGCGUUCAUCCCCUUUCCCCCCUUCCAGAGACUCUGCGUGGAUGGAGGCCCUCUUCACCUACUUUGACGCCAUCUCGGCGAGCAUCAAUGACCGCGAGGCCCAGCUCAACACCUCCUUUUACGGCGUCAUGCCGGAUGCCCAACUCCUCCCUCCCGGCGCAGAGAACCUCGUGGGCUGCGACCGCGAGCUCUUCAAGACGAUUGUCAAGCUGGGCAGGCUUAACCUCCUGUCUCAGCACCGGCCGGUGCAGAACCUCCUCACAACCGCCCCACCGCGCGGCGUGCCAUCGCGCUCUCAGUCGCCGCUUGAGCUGCCUCUCGGCCAUGUCUACAAGACACAACACCAGCACCACCUCAGCGCCGAUAUGUUCAGCAGCAAGCCUCAGCAGCAGCAGCAGCAGCACCACCACCACCACCACCAGUACGACAGCAUGUUUGGCCCGCCUCUCGAGGAGGAGCACGUUCUCUCCCCCCUGAUGACCUCGCCCUCCUCGGCCUAUGACGACCACCGCUCGACGUUCUGGCGCGAGUGGAAAGACGCACGCAUCGCUCUGCAGUCCUGGGAGUUUGACGCGCAGCGUGUGCUCGCAGCGCUCCCCGCGGGGUUGGCAGCCACGCCGGCCCAGGUGCGCGACUUGGGCUCGCUGUCUGAGGCAUUCCGGUACGCGGCGCUCUUGUACACGGAGCGUCUGGCCAGCCCCAACGUGUCGAGUGCGCACAACAACUUCCGCAAUCUCGUCAGUCAGGUUGUGUACUACGCGACGAGUCUCGAGGCGGGCUCGUCGGCCGAGAAGUUCCUCUUGUGGCCUCUGUUCGUCGCAGGCUCCGAGUGCGUCAACGAGAUGCAGCAGGGCAUGGUCCGGUCCAAGUGUCGGGAGAUCAUGGCCCGGUCGGGCUACAUGAACAACCUCUCUGCACUGGACGUGCUCGAGAGGAUCUGGGCGGGUGAGGGCCGGGAUGGCCAACAGGAGAGCAAGCUGGGCAGCCUGGUCAGGCGGGCCCCUUUCAGCUGGACAAGGUGCAUCGGCGGGCCUGGUGUCGAGGUCGAGUGGAUCAUGUUCUGA